This is a messenger RNA of Xenopus tropicalis (tropical clawed frog), 1918 nucleotides long. RefSeq names its product proline rich 5 (gene prr5). The record is from RefSeq and is a predicted model, not a curated record. The transcript has 11 exons. Lineage: Eukaryota; Metazoa; Chordata; Amphibia; Anura; Pipidae. The coding region runs from base 610 to 1785 and encodes 391 amino acids.
GUGCGGAGGGGCCCAGACAAGGCCACACAGGGGAGGGGACGGGGCCGGAUAUUGGGGGGCAGAGAGCCCCAAACUGAUCCCCAGACGGAGCCCCGGGAGGCAGCGGAACAUCGGGAGGAUCGGGGCCGCGCAGCGGUGCGGAUGGGCCAGGCGCGUCCCCGACUCGGGCAUGUGGGUUUAAAGGGCCUGUGCGCGCCCCCGGGGCCGUGUCUCCCUCUCAGUCCGGAUCGGAACCUGGAGCCUCAGCCGGGAGCCUUGGGAGGAAUGCGCUCAGCUCAGCAGGAGAGGGACAGGUUACAUUAAUGACAGUGAGCAGAGUUGGUCGGGGCCCCCGGGGGCCACCAGAGAACCUGACAUUGGGGCCAUCACUCACAGCUGAAUGGAGUCGGAGCCAUACACUAUGGUGGAAUUGCAGGGAUUCCGAGGGGGAAACUCCUGUCAACUUUAAACUUUGUGUCGGGUUUUCUUUGCCUUUAAUAACCAAGAGCAACCAAAACUUAAUUGGAACAAAUGUAAAUCUCUGGGCCUCUUGGAUCUGUACCUGGGGUCUCGCAAUGAGCAACCCUGCCGUUUAAUUUGCCAUCCUGGUCCAACAGAAGGUCGAAAUUCAUGAGUUCACCCACCCUCAGCGACCUGGGCAAGCGAGAGCCGGCAGCGUUGGACGAGAGGGGCACUCAGCACCGGCGCGCGGGGGCCAACGCCACCUGGAACAGCAUCCAGAAUGGAGUAAUCUCCGUAUUUCAGAAGAAAGGGUUGGCCGACCACGAGCUCUUCAGCCUCAAUGAAGGAGUCCGGCAACUGCUGAAAACUGAACUGGGCUCAUUUUUUACAGAAUAUCUUCAGAACCAGUUACUUACCAAGGGGAUGGUGAUACUAAGGGACAAGAUUCGCUUUUAUGAAGGGCAGAAGCUUCUGGAUUCAUUAGCGGAAACGUGGGAUUUCUUCUUCAGUGACAUUCUGCCAAUGCUCCAAGCCAUCUUCUACCCCGUGCAGGGGAAGGAGCCCUCCAUCCGCCAGCUGGCCCUCCUGCACUUCCGCAACAUAAUUACCCUCAACCUUAAACUGGACGAUGCCUUAUCCCGGCCCCGGGCCCGAGUCCCGCCCUCCAUCAUUCAGAUGCUGCUCAUAUUGCAGGGAGUCCACGAAUCCAAAGGGGUCACGGAGGAAUAUCUGAAUCUGGAGUCGCUCAUACAGAAGGUGGUGUCGCCCUACCUGGGCACCUACGGGCUCUACUCCAACGAGGGGCCCUUCUCUCACUCCACCUGCAUCUUAGAGAAGCGAAUGUUCCGGCGCUGCCCCAAAUCGGGGGAGAUCAUCACCAAGAACCCGGUGGUCCGGUCCAAGAGCUACAAUAACCCGCUGCUGACGCCGGUGGCCGAGUACGAGAUGGAGAACAUGGCGCCCGGGGGCGGGGGGAUCCGGAGACACUCGGUGUCGGACGUGACCUCACUCGCGGAACUGCCCGGAUACUCCGGUCUCAGCACCGUCCUCGACUGCAGCUCCAAACUGUCUGUGAUUGGACCCCCCGGGGAGGGGGAGGGGCCCCCCACAACCAAUGGGCAGUUCCCCCACCCCCGUAACCUUAGCGACAGCCAGCAGGGACUGUACCAAAGAUCCCCGGACUCCCCGCGACUCCCCGCACCCUCCUCCAGCCCCGAGACAAUAGUCGAUCAGAUCUUGGAAUCCAUCGAUUCGGACUCGGAAGGGAUUUUUAUUGAUUUUGGGCGGAACUGCUCCAAAUCCCCAGGAUUCUCCGUGGAUCUCGGGCGGCAAAGCCUCGUAUGAACCUCGUGGCACCGGGACUUGGCUUCUUCACUUUCUCUUUUUUUACUUUGCCUUUAAUCCGGAUUGUGUUCUGCAGAACCUUCUCCUGUGACUGGGUCAUGGAAUAUCCCAUAAUAAAUCUCAACUACCGGAA